Molecule: messenger RNA, 744 nt
Organism: Bactrocera latifrons
Lineage: Eukaryota; Metazoa; Arthropoda; Insecta; Diptera; Tephritidae
Exons: 1
Source: RefSeq, a predicted model, not a curated record
CAACGGCAACAGCUGCGGCACUUAAUCAUAGACUGAAACAAUAAAAAAAAUAACAAGCGAAGCGACUUCGUAGCCGCCAACUGCCAAGCAUCAACCAGUGACAGCUACUGCCAAAGUAAUCCGCUUGGCAACAGCUGUCACCACUCAGCUCCGUACGRAAAAUGUUUCCCCGCCUGCCCGGURCAAUUGGAGCGGAUAUCUUUCUCGGUGCCACCACCACUGUGCGCACAGUAUUCCCAAACUCGCGUCUAGACUCGCUAUCCGGCAACAGCGGCGUUGGCGACGGCGGCAACAAUGCGCACCAUCACACGCACCUUAGCCACCAACAGUCGCAGGACGGCUCCGCCACGCCAGCGCCCGCUUUUGGCAAUCAGCAGCAAUCGCCGUACGACUCGCCCAACAACAAUAACUUCGCGGCCACAGCGACGUUGGAUGCGGACAGUGGCGGUGGCGGUGGCGGCGUCAGCAGCAGCUUCAGUCCACUAGGUGCCGCAGAUGCGGCGCACAAUAAUUACCUGCCCGAAGACGAUGCAGACUGGUGGUCGAAUGCCAUCGAAGAGGACACUUUCGACUCGCCGCUCGCGUUCGAUAGCAGCGAGAAUGGUUUGUGGAAUGGGCGUUUUGUACCGCCACCACCACGCCCACCAUUCCUGGAUGACGGCGUCGCCGCGGACGGACUUACCACCUGUGAUUUAUGUACGUGGGCAUGGCAGCGCAAUGCCUACUCGCUAGAUGGAUCGAUUG